CCAAUGCGGAAACCGCAUGCCGAAGAUAUCUUUGUUGUAAAAUCAACAACAUAUCGAUAUCCUCAUUUGUCCUCCAAGUUAGUACUUGCUAAAUUGUCAAUUUUCAGUCAUCAUAAUGGCGCCGAAGAAAGAUACAGCUGUCACUGGUACCAGAGCAAGGCUCCCUCGAGCAGCAAAGGAUAAACCAAAGGAGUUACCUGAAUCCAUUCCAAAGACUACAACCAAAACAAUCAAGAAAGCACAAGGUCGUCCAAAGAAAUCCAUUCCUGCCAAAAUUUCCACCCCAGAAGCAAGUCCAGCUCGCGAUGCUAAAGGCAAAGGAAAGGGGAAAGGAAAGGGAAAGGAGACCGGCGUAGUAAUACCGGAAGUGCACACAGAUUCUGCUCCUAAUGAUGAAAUAAUACGUCAAGAAGCAACCUAUCCAAAUCCAUUCUCUACAGGAAGCUACCGCAGAAAUACUGCAGCUUUACUUUCUCAAUGGGAUUCUACAAAAUCACCUGUUAAUCUUUCUCCAGAAUUGCGAAAACAAUUCGUUAGUGAGACGCCAAAGUCCAAAUCACAGAGGUCUGCGAAAUCUAAGCAUGAUAGAGCACAUUCGGCGUCGGGAAAAGGGCAUAUUGUCAUACCCCCGCCAGCUUCGAAGGACAUGGGUGAGCAAACCUCUCAGAUCUUCGAUGCCAACAAACAAAGCCGCCUGAACUCUUUAGUGGCAGGAAGGUUUCCCGACCCGACUUAUCCUCGGGCUAGUAUAUCUGAUGGGACAGAACAUUCACCCAGGUUCAGAUCGGCAAUGGGGUUCAGAUACUCUCCCGGAUUUGGAGGACCACGAGGCUUCAAUACAAGCCCAACUUAUCAAUUUGGCUUUAAUCCGAGGCGAAGUACAUCUGCAAUACCUGGGGUAGUACCCUCGGGGCCGUUCAAAUCAGCGGACCUAACCAAUUCUAAUGCUGAUGCUGGUCCAAGUUCUCGUGGCGAUGGAGCAACAACCGGGCUUUCAUCGUCUAGACCUGGAUCCAUAGGUGGACCGCCAGCACAUUCCGUGGAAUAUAACCCUGAAUAUUAUAAUAAGUUUUCGACAGAUCAGAAGGAUAUUAUGGAUUUCAAUCAGAACAGAUUCGGUAACUUUGGACAGAAUUACAAAUGGUUCGAACCACGAGCAUUACCACCAUGGGGACAGCAGGGAACGUUUCUUCCUGGGAACCCACAAUACCAGAAUCCCCAGGGAAGACCAGCUUGGUAUAGUAAUUGGAAUGCGUCGCAGCAAAAUUUUCCUUGGAUACAAGGUUACUCCUCGGACCCAAUGCCAGGUUACUCUUCGACACCAGGCUACCCUCCGAUGCCACACUUCGAAUCUAUUCCUGCACAUCAUGAAUAUCAAGCGCCUUCCCACUCAGCACAGACGGGUCAAUCAUCUACUGAGGAGAGUGCCACAGCGACUACCAAUUUAGAGACACAAGGUAUCAGAGAAAGUAGAAUGACACGGGAGAAAACCAUUUUUGUGCCAGGAGGAAAGAUAAUAAAAACAACUACCACAGUAUUCACACCCACUGAUGAAGAUAAGAAGAAGAAGGGCAAACAUGUAGAGAAGCCGCCAGAAGACAAAAUUGGCAUAGUAGUGGUAGAUAAAGAGGGUAAUGUUGAUGUUGAGUCUGGAGAUUGGCUGGAAGGAUUCAAUAGAAUCGAAGGAUGGGAAGUAGACGUUCUACUGGGCCAACAUAAAAGAUGGCGACUGCACAGAAAUCGGAAUGCAGAUACAGGAAAGGGUGUUGCGAACAAAACUACGCCACAGAGGAAACCUACUGCUCCAUCAAUAUCAUCAACCUCGCCCAAGCUUCCACAGCUAAUGUCUCCCGAGCUUGCACAGCCAAGGCCUCCCACGAUGAGAGCGCCAUCACCCACUCUAGAUUUCAUCCGCUUUGAUUUUCCACCCUCCCAGAACACGACACCCACCCGCCGCACACGAGCAACAAGAAUAUCAAAAGCAAAUCCUAAUUCCACCAAGAGGAAAACCUCCCCAAAGGCUAAGUCCAAAACACCAGCACUUAAACCUAAAGCCGGCGUUGGAAAAGUCACCAAAUCAACUUCAGCCCCGACUCGAAACCUUCGCUCCAGCACCUCACCUUCCAACACAAAAGCCUCUGAAAGUAAAACCGAUAAUAAGCCCAAGGUCUCUAAGUCUAAACCCAAUUCUGCAACUUCCAAAUCUAAAUCCGCACCGGCCAAAGCAACAGCAGCAAAACAAUCAAAAACAACCCCACCACAAUCUCAAUCUCAAUCCCACACCAUCUCCGGAACCUCAUCCGAAAACUCCACAACAAAAAAAGCCUCCCCAGAACCAUCAGGAAGCACGUUUGAUCCUAAUACCACUGCCCAAAAUCCAUCAACAUCUCAACCAGCGCCCUCACAAAACCCCCUCUCCAACAACCCACCGAAUACCCACAUUCCCCAUCCAAAUCUCAACCCCAACCCCAACCCCAACCCCAACCCUAGCCCAAGCCCCCUUCCCCAACAAUCCCACACCCCUUCUAGUACUGCCACGCACAGCUCCACCUCCACCUCCAACCACAACGCUAACCCCCACCCCCAAGAAUUCCCCCACAGCACCACAGAACUCCAGCAACAAAUCGAACAAUGCCAAACCCUAGCCAAUCAAGCCGCAGAAAAUAUGGAUGGAUUGCGCGGAAAAGGCGCGGCAAAAUGCGCGAAGAAUUUUGAGGAGCUGAUGAGAUUUGUGGAGGCUGGGCGUGUGGAGUUGGAAAGGAGGGCCGAUGGGGAGAAGGUGGUUUAGAUUUUUGAGCUUUGAGUUUUCAGUUUUGGAUUUUGGAUUUUGAGAGGGUGUUGGGGUUGGGGUUGGGAUGUAGAGUGGGAUUGUACCGUUUGUUGGUUGUUGGGAGGAUUCGGGUAGGUUGAGUGGAUUUGUUGAAUGGAUGGUUGGUUGUUGAGUUAUAUGAAUGGUUUUAUUUUCGGGUAUGUUUAUUUUAAGUCAUUUUGCAAUGAAUAGCGCGCGAUUUCUGUGGAGGAUAUAAUUUGUGUAUGUAGGUAUAGCUAUGUCAUUGAUAUUUCCAAGUCCUGUUUGCUACCUAGCUUAUCUACAUUUCUCAAAUCCGAAGCAUUUCUUAUGUCCGUGUUCUUUUGUGUGCAUGUCCAUAUCCAUACCCGUAUCCAUGCGUAAUAUUGAUUUGUUGCCCGAAGAAUAUAUGUACGUAUCACGCACCUAACCCCCUGAUGCUUAUACCACGGAGGAGUAUGAAACUCUUUGCCAAAAGGAAAUUUGCCUGACAAAUACUAAUUAUGCGUAGGAAAAUCAGAUCUGCCUCCAGGUUUUAGAACAAGUCCAUGUGAUGAAGAAAAACAUCUACGACAAAAUCAAGAUCAAAUUCGAUUUCGAAAUAUGUUUAGUACAUGCGGUCGAACUAAAAGGAUUUUGCUAAACCAUAGCUAAAGAGCGGAACUUUUAGUUCGAUAAGCCAAAAAAAAAGAAAAGAA
Messenger RNA from Sclerotinia trifoliorum, 3486 nucleotides. NCBI's taxonomy places the organism in Eukaryota, Fungi, Ascomycota, Leotiomycetes, Helotiales, Sclerotiniaceae. The record is from the annotation of a GenBank genome assembly.